AAAACAACAGGAUGGCUGAUUUUGCAACAGGGACAUGGCAGUUAGUGGAGACUGAAAACUUUGACGCAUAUAUGAAAGCAGUGGGUGUUGGUCUCGUGAUGAGGAAAAUGGCGGCAACUAUCAAACCUACCCAGGAAAUCACAGUUGAAAAUGGUAGGUGGAAAAUAAAGACGAUUUCGACACUGAAAACAACUGAAAUAGACUUUGUCAUUGGAGAUGUGUUUGAAGAAACGACAGCAGACGGUCGGAAAGUGCAGACCGUCAUGUCAAUGGAUGGACAGAAACUGAUGGCUACACAGAAAGGUGAUGUGGACUCCACAAUAUGUCGUGAAUGGUCCGGGGAUACAAUGGUUAUGAAACUCACAGCGCAAGAUGUAGUUUGUACAAGAACCUACAAAAGAUCAAAAUGACACUCCAAAUUUCAUUGUUUUUAUUGUUAACAUUAUAGAAUGUGAAAAUAGGAGAAAGAGAUAAAAAAAAUGCCAUACAAGAAUUGAGCUUCAAAACUUUGAUAAAAAUGCAUGGUUUAUUUGUAUGGAAGUUUAAAAUGGCACGACUGAAGAUUCAAGCUAAAUUAUAUAGAAAUUUCGUGGUUUUUUUACCGUUUAAAGUAUUGAAAAGUGUGACAUACAUGUAUAUUAUGAUUUAAUCUAGUCUAAUUAUGGAAUAUACUAACCGUAAAUGUGUACUUUAGAAUGUGUCAAAAAAAGCAAAAUUAUCUCUCACCUGCACGCUUUAUAUUAAA
Ruditapes philippinarum (Manila clam) is the source of this 745-nucleotide messenger RNA. RefSeq names its product sodium/calcium exchanger regulatory protein 1-like. The coding region runs from base 12 to 410 and encodes 132 amino acids. Gene Ontology annotation, biological process: fatty acid transport. The transcript is spliced from 4 exons. NCBI's taxonomy places the organism in Eukaryota, Metazoa, Mollusca, Bivalvia, Venerida, Veneridae. The record is from RefSeq and is a predicted model, not a curated record. Gene Ontology annotation, molecular function: fatty acid binding. Gene Ontology annotation, cellular component: nucleus; cytosol.